Molecule: messenger RNA, 2577 nt
Organism: Medicago truncatula (barrel medic)
Lineage: Eukaryota; Viridiplantae; Streptophyta; Magnoliopsida; Fabales; Fabaceae
Product: SNF1-related protein kinase catalytic subunit alpha KIN10
Exons: 12
Coding region: 1-2577 (858 amino acids)
Biological process (GO): intracellular signal transduction; protein phosphorylation
Cellular component (GO): cytoplasm
Molecular function (GO): ATP binding; protein binding; protein serine/threonine kinase activity
Source: RefSeq, a predicted model, not a curated record
AUGGAUGGAUCAGCUGGCCCUGGUGGUGGAAACGUGAACGAGUUUCUACGAAACUAUAAAAUAGGAAAAACACUUGGUAUAGGGUCCUUUGGCAAAGUGAAAAUUGCAGACCAUGUAUUGACCGGUCAAAAAGUUGCCAUAAAGAUUCUUAACCGCAGCAAGAUGAAUAUCAUGAAAAUGGAAGAAAAAGUUAGAAGAGAAAUAGAAAUUUUAAAAAUGUUCAUGCAUCAUCACGUUAUACGCCUUUAUGAGGUUGUAGAAACCUCAACAGACAUAUAUAUGGUGAUGGAAUAUGCGGAAAAUGGAGAUCUCUUUGACUACAUAGCACAAAAGGGUAGGUUGCAAGAAAACGAAGCUCGCACAUUCUUCCAGCAGAUAAUCUCUGGUGUGGAGUACUGUCACAAGACUAUGGUAGCUCAUAGAGACCUGAAACCUGAAAAUAUACUUUUGGACUCAAAAAAGAGUGUCAAAAUUGCUGAUUUUGGCUUGAGCAGCAACAUGCGUGAUGGUCACUUACUUAAUACAAGUUGUGGAAGCCCUAACUAUGCAGCUCCAGAGGUUAUCUCUGGGAAAUCUUAUGUUGGACCUGAAGUAGAUGUUUGGAGUUGUGGUAUAAUUUUAUACGCACUUCUCUGCGGCAGUCUUCCUUUUGAUGAUGUAAAUACUCCACAACUCUUCAGAAAAAUGAAGGCUGGGAUAUAUACUUUUCCAAGUCAUCUUUCUCCUGAUACUAGAGAUUUGAUAACAAGGUUGAUUGUGGUUGAUCCCAUGAAAAGGAUGACCAUACCUGAGAUGCGCCAACACCCAUGGUUCAAAGUUGGUCUGCCACGUUAUUUGGCGAUGCCACCGACAAAUACACUUCAACAGGUCAAAAAGAUUGAUGUGGACAUUCUUCAGGAGGUGGUUAAUAGGGGAUUUGACAAGAAUCAAUUGAUUGAGUCCCUUAGCAACAGGGUGCAAAAUGAGGGUACUGUAACUUACUAUUUGUUAUUGGACAAUCGUUUUUGUGUUUCCACUGGCUAUUUUGGAGCUGAAUUUCAAGAGACAAAUGAUUCUAGCUUGAACCAUAUCCACUCCGGUGAAGUUGCUUCUCCAGUUGGUGGGCACUGCUUUUCAGAGAAUAUGGAUUAUCAAGGAGUAGGAAUGAGGCACCAGUUCCCUGUUGAGAGAAAAUGGACUCUUUGCCUUAAGUCUCAAGCCCAACCUCAUGAGAUAAUGACUGAGGUCCUUAAAGCUCUGGAACAAUUGAAUGUUUAUUGGGAACAAAUUGGACCCUAUAAGAUGAAGUGCAGAAGGGAUGUUGGCAUCCUUGGUCAUCAUGGAGGAAUGGUUAACAAUUAUGUGGUCCUGUUCAAAGUGCAGUUCUCAUGGUAUAGGGGCCAUGGUAAUCUAGUGUCUGGGUCAGGAGCUGAGGAGAUCAUGAACCCACCGUCGUCGAAGAGAUUAAAGCUCAACGAUAGUGAAAACGAAGAUAGACUCAGUGACUUACAUGACUAUAUUAUCCUCCACAUACUGUCUUUUCUGAACGCUAAAGACGCGGUUGGAACUUGCAUUUUGUCCCCAAGAUACAAGGAUCUCUGGAAACAACUUCCAAAUCUUACAUUGUGUUCCUAUGACUUUCGAACUUUCAAGAUAUUCACCAACUUUGUGUCUAAGGUUUUAUCUCUUCGUGAUUCCUCUAUCGCACUCCACGCUCUAGAAUAUUCCAAGAGUGGUUGCAUUGAGCCUCGCCAACUCAAAAAGGUUGUGAAUUAUGCUAUUUCACACAAUGUCCAAGAGUUAAAACUAUCUUAUCUGUGUGACAUUGAACUAAUUUCCAAUAGCAUCUUUUCAUGCAAGACUUUAACAUGUCUUAAGCUCUAUGCUUACCCUAGAACAGAUAUUAAGGAAAAAACAUUGUUUCCAAAAUCUCUCAAUUUGCCAGCAUUAACUAUCUUGCAUCUAGGGAAUUUCGCCUUUUGUCCCAGUGAUAAUAAUCCACAGGUCGAACCAUUUUCAACCUUUAAACGGUUGAAUAGUUUGGUCCUUUACAAUUGUGCUUUGAAGGAUGCAGUAACCCUUUGCAUAUCAAGUGCCACACUAGUCAAUUUUACAGUGCGUAGUUACUCCUAUGAUUAUUACAAAAUCGAGCUCUGCGCUCCAUGUCUUGGUACAUUUGCUUUCAUUGGUAAACCAUUUCAGAAAUUAUCUGGGAGCAGUCUUUCUUAUGUCAAGCAUGUAGAUAUUGAUGCAGAGAUUCUGUCAAUGGAAAUGGAGCCUCCACUGUUUCUACUAAACUGGUUGUUUAAGCUCACUAAUACAAAAUCAUUGACAGUCACCGCAAGUACUCUUCAGAUCAAGCUCCCGUCCUUAGGUAACUUGAAGUCAUUGAAAGUGAAAAGGGAACCACUUGCAUAUAGGUUUCGCAAGAUGCUGAUGGAGGCCAAGUUACAGGAAAUUAAGUCGCGGAAAGAAGCUGCAAAGUUAAGAAAAUCGUUUAAAGCAGGAUUGGAACCAUCUGCACCCAUACCCGAUGGAAUAAUUAACUUCUUGCUUCAAAAUUCGCCAUCGGCACAAGUUUACAUGGUAGAUUGCUGA